GUGUUUCCUCCUAUUUUCGAGCACGUGAACGUGUCUAACACUCACUCUUCGUUUGCUUCCCUACCCUCGACGGCCCUAAACUUCACGAUUCUUUAAAUCUCACAAACAUCAUUACUAAUUGUCAGAGUUUCUCAAUUAGUCGUUGAGCAUGACGGCUCUCACGAGAAGCGCCGGUCAUGUGAGCCUCCGACCGAAUUGCGGCAUCUGUGGCAGCUCGAUGGAAGUCACUGAACGUUUCGUAUUGCUCCUCGGUAACGGUGACUCUACCGCCUUUUCGCAACGCCUUGGCCCAUACAUAUUCCCAGGAUACGGGCAUCGGCCCAGCAGCAAGGACGGCAUACUAUUAUGCCGCAAGCCAGGUUGUAGCCGAUGUGCCGUUUCACCGGAGGCGUCCACUGUGCAUUUUGAAUGCUAUGAAUUUAUCGCACAACGCUCGAAUAUAGACAGAUCUUUGGACUACUUGUGGGUUGUUACUGCCUGGCGAACUCCGUGGGGUCGCGCUCCCAAAUUCCGCCUGGAGGAAAAAGUCGUCAAAUCAGUCUCGUCAGUAUUUAACCACGUCAACAUCCCGAGAAUAAGAUCACUUCCUCCAGAAAUACUCCAAAUUAUUUACGAGUACUCGGCAACGAGUAUCAUCUGGCGGUUCAACACAGCAUCUGAGGUGAUUCAGCGAUUGACAAUCCCCUCGUCAGAUCACCUCCUAUCAAUCCCCCUGCACAAGGUCUCGGCUUGGAAACGUAGCGGCCAACCACGGACUACAGAGACAGCCCAUAACCUUCCAGUUGUCCGUUUGACGAUUGAUUCGCAGGGUAUUCGAGAGGUUGAAAGACUGCCUGGGAAUCCACCUUUCAGAAGAUGGCGGACCGAUGACUUUGUAUUCGUCACACUAAACCAUGAGUUUCUUGAUGGCGCAGUUGCACACUUCAAGUUUGGAUCGCUGCGUUUGGAACUACCGAAGACAUGUCAUGGAAUUCAGACUUGGGAUACGCCAACUCCCCCCGACCUGCAGAUAUGCCGCUUCUAUCCAAACAGUAUCCGCUACUCUACACAGUUUAAAACAAUCGAUCUGCGUCAGACUAACGGCAUCACUCUCUUCUUCUGCAUUGGCCAGGUUUGGGAUAUACAUGCCCAUACACAAAAAGCUCCUUGUGCUCUGGCAACCUAUCAACGCCUCCCUCCCCGACGUCAACGGUCAGUUGCGUGGGUCUAUGUCCCAUUUUCGCAAAAGGACCAUAUCACUGCAUUAGGCGCCCGAAUGUCACUGUCUGAAAGUAGUUCCUUUGGUAGUACCUGCUUACUUUUCCGCAUGAAACUAGCUGGCGACGUGUCAGUCGGACUUACUCCUGCCAGAAAAGCAAAGGAUUUACUCCUAAGUAAGUCACGUUUAAUGACAAUGAUAUAUAACACAAUCGAACUGCAACCCGUUUCUGUUAUCGGCGUCUAUUCCACCGGGGAAGAAGAUCCCUCGCCAAUGCCUUCGUUUCGCCACCCAAUCAUUGACGAUGCUCCAUUCUCAAACGCUUGUUUCUCCUUCGCUUCUUUGGAUCUGGUUGAUUGCAUGAGGGUUUUCUACGACAAGCUUACUGGUCUAUGCCUGGGGAUCUUAUUGCACUAUCAAAACGGCGCGCAACGGGCACUUGGGCAAUGCCGAGUCGACGUCGACCCUGUUGAAGAUUAUGUGAAACCGGUUCAACUAUGCUUCCGUCGCCAGGUUCGUGUUCGACCCGGUACCCGGCGUCAGUUACAGACAACUAUAGUAAGGGGAACUAGUAGUCAGGAGCACAAUCACGAUGAGCAGGGUUGGACGUGUUUCGAAAUGCAGGGCGCUCUAGAAUUCUGGUUUUCUUGUGAAGAAACUAUGUUGACGGCAAUCGUGCACUAAGAACGUUGAGAUGGGAUCAAUUCUAAACGCAUUGAGUAACACCUUUUGCAUCACUUUCUCUUCUUACUAGCCCGUGUGUCGGCUCCAACGACCAAGUAUAGUACUGCCCACCC
Messenger RNA from Ilyonectria robusta, 1995 nucleotides. RefSeq lists its product as uncharacterized. The transcript is spliced from 4 exons. Bases 149 to 1882 code for a protein of 577 amino acids. The record is from RefSeq and is a predicted model, not a curated record. Lineage: Eukaryota; Fungi; Ascomycota; Sordariomycetes; Hypocreales; Nectriaceae.